ACUCUUCACUCUUAAUUAAAAGAAAGAAACAAUUCAUUUCUAUUGAAUUUUGUAUCUAAAAUUGAGCUAACAUAUUUCUAAUAAACCCAAACGAAUAAACUAAUGAGUCUCAAUUAAUUAAUUGGUAAACCCACCUUGUCCUCUUCCAUAAGGCCCUAAAUAAAUAACAUUAGGAAAAAUUCAAAAAGAAACACAGAAACACACAAGCUUUUAUAUCCCAUUUCUUCCUCUCUCUUUAGUCCUUUCUUCAGAAAAAUCUGUAGAGAGAGCCACAUUCUUUCCAUUUGGUGUUCCUCAAAACUGAAAAGCUUUCUUUUUAAAAAAAAUAAAAACUCUUUUUUAAGAUACCCAGAUCUUCAAAACACCAAAGAAGACCAUGAAAACCAACUCCAAAUUGUUCACAAUCGGGCUAGUAACAGCCUGGUACUCCUCCAACAUUGGUGUAUUGUUGUUAAACAAAUAUUUACUAAGCAAUUAUGGUUUCAGAUACCCCAUCUUCUUAACCAUGUGUCACAUGACAGCUUGUUCAUUGUUAAGCUACAUCGCAAUUGCAUGGAUGAAGAUGGUCCCCAUGCAGACCAUUCGAUCUAGGGUCCAAUUCUUCAAGAUUUCGGCGUUGAGUUUGGUAUUUUGUGUGUCGGUGGUGUUUGGGAAUAUUUCUUUGAGGUUCCUUCCGGUUAGCUUUAAUCAGGCUGUUGGUGCUACGACGCCAUUUUUUACGGCGGUAUUUGCUUACUUGAUGACAUUAAAGAGGGAGGCAUGGCUUACUUAUCUUACCCUUGUUCCUGUUGUUGCUGGGGUUAUCAUUGCCAGUGGGGGUGAACCAAGUUUCAACCUAUUUGGUUUUAUCAUGUGCAUCUCAGCUACGGCUGCAAGGGCUCUUAAGACAGUUUUACAAGGGAUUUUGCUUUCUUCUGAAGGAGAGAAGCUGAAUUCCAUGAACCUCCUCCUCUACAUGGCUCCAAUGGCUGUCGUAUUUCUACUUCCCGCAACGCUUAUUAUGGAAGAAAAUGUGGUUGCCAUUACCCUUGCCCUUGCUAGAGAUGACAUCAAGAUCAUUUGGUAUCUAUUAUUCAAUUCAGCACUAGCAUAUUUUGUGAAUUUGACCAACUUUUUGGUCACAAAACACACCAGUGCCCUGACUUUGCAGGUUCUAGGGAAUGCAAAAGGAGCUGUGGCUGUGGUGGUUUCCAUCUUAAUUUUUAGAAAUCCAGUCUCCGUUACCGGAAUGCUUGGUUAUACACUCACUGUCUUUGGUGUAAUACUCUACAGUGAAGCCAAGAAACGAAGCAAAUGAGGCAACAUCCCGGGAUCACAAUACAUACGUGCAAUUUUUCUUAUUUUAUUGCAAGGACAACGGUAAAGCUCAAGAAGCAGUUCUGGCUGUGUAGAAGCCUGUGGUGCCAUGGAUUUGCACUAUAGAUUCAAAAUUUUCCCUGUAAGCCUGGAAAAUUAGGUUUUAUAUAUCAUAUAUACAUAGAUAUAUAUCAGAAACAUCAGCUGGAUUAUGAAAACAAAUUAGAGGACUCCCAGAAGUGACUGAUCGGUCUCUAUCAUUCCCAGCUUGGGGUUGUAGAGGAAUAUCUUCAUUUCCUUUUAAACGGAAAAGUCUGUAGAAUUGACACACAGUCCAUUUGUUAUCAAAACAUUGCUAAUAUUUUUUAUUAAUUAAUGAAGGAAACACAUUAGUUUA
Molecule: messenger RNA, 1693 nt
Organism: Gossypium arboreum
Lineage: Eukaryota; Viridiplantae; Streptophyta; Magnoliopsida; Malvales; Malvaceae
Product: probable sugar phosphate/phosphate translocator At3g11320
Exons: 5
Coding region: 377-1297 (306 amino acids)
Cellular component (GO): Golgi apparatus
Molecular function (GO): antiporter activity
Source: RefSeq, a predicted model, not a curated record